Molecule: messenger RNA, 9875 nt
Organism: Carassius gibelio (silver crucian carp)
Lineage: Eukaryota; Metazoa; Chordata; Actinopteri; Cypriniformes; Cyprinidae
Product: glutamate receptor ionotropic, NMDA 2D-like
Exons: 14
Coding region: 955-6714 (1919 amino acids)
Biological process (GO): synaptic transmission, glutamatergic; excitatory postsynaptic potential; monoatomic ion transport
Cellular component (GO): plasma membrane; postsynaptic membrane; postsynaptic density membrane
Molecular function (GO): NMDA glutamate receptor activity; transmitter-gated monoatomic ion channel activity involved in regulation of postsynaptic membrane potential
Source: RefSeq, a predicted model, not a curated record
CUCGCGAACGCGCUCUGCAUCUCCCAGUCCGUCCACAUUUACAGCAUGAAGUGAUUACCUUCAGAUAGGACAGCAGAGUGCUGGGCACUCACGUUCUCUGCAGCAUUCAACACCCAGAUGUCCAGCAGAGGACAACAAAAUGACCGACUCGGGGGGAGGAGUACGAUGAAACAGACAAAAUUCCCCAAGAGUUUGCUACGCUCUCAAUAUAGCUCACCUUUUCUCCUUGCGACAGGCAAAGCCCGUCUGGACUGAUAAAAAUUAACGAUUUGUAAAAUAACUUUUUUUUAGUGUUCCGUGGAACACAAUGAUAGCAAAUAACGGAUAAUCCCAGGUUAGACAAUAAUUUGGGCGAGCGUUUUAUUUCUCUGGUGCGUCUCCGGGGUCUGUUGGGUUGGGGAAAGCGGGAACGUUCCCGGCUGGGGUUAAAAGGACGAGAGGAGGCGUGUGAGGAAGCGGGCUAUAAUAACUAUCUUGAUUGCAUAGUGAUACGCCACCGGCGCGUGUACAUGCGCUUUUAAAAUAUUACUGCAACCGUCCACAAUGGCAAGUUUAGCAUUCAACACGUGUCGCGAGAGUAAUGAAGAGAGAGAGGGAGGUUGCUAGGUGACGGCGCGUAUAUACUGAAUUUUAACAAAAUAACUGGAGAGAGAGACUGAGUGAGUGAGAAAGAGAGAGGAAGGGGAGGUAAGGAGGGUGGGAGAGAGCUAGUCAGCAACAUGUAGGCAGGCUGAGUAAAGAGAGGUCGAGACUGUGUGUACGUACAAUUUCUUUUUACGUUUUUUUUUUUUUUUUUACCUAAGAGAAACAUACCGGAGGGAAGCGUCGUGGAAAUGGGCAGCUGUGGAAUGGAUAUACAAGUGACGAAGUGCCGCAGGAAUAACAGUGUGUCUGGAUCCUGAAAAACAGUCCUGCAUAAAGUACUACCCACCCAAGUGACUCUCUGGCUGUGCCAUGGCGGCGAGGCCUGCCUUUUCGUUCUUAUUGGCUGUGUUGGCGUGCACUGGGCCAGCCCAGCCCUCCCCCCCACUGCUGCUCCGCCCCCGGGAGAGAGAGAGGGACUCUGGAGGGGCUUCGGGCGGAGUCAACAUCGCUGUGGUCCACUCCGGCUCCUCCCACCUCCCGGAAACGAGCGCCGGGGUGGGGGGCGUGGGUGGCGCCUCUUCGGCGGGCUCCGGCUCUGGUGCCGGGCCAAGCAGCAGCAGCAACUCGGGGACGGGUUUUCUGAGUCGGGCCUGGUCGGGACAGGUGGGUGAGAGUGUGAUGACACCAUGGGGACCCGCAAACGUGAUCUGGCUGGCCGUGAAUGAAAGCAGUCCUGGGAGCCUCUUGCUACAGUUGUGCGAGUUACUGGCUACCACUCCACUACAAGGCCUUGUGUUUGAGGAAGAGAAGCCACCACCACCCAACCGGGCACCGUUGGCACCAAUGCUUGAAUUCGUCUCGGCCCAGACAGGAGUGCCUGUGAUUGCUGUUGGAGGAGGGGCUGGCUUGGGGAGGGAGCCACAGGAGAGCGGCUCCGUCUACUUGCAGUUCUUGUGCUCCACUGGCCUGCAGCUGGAGGUUAUUUUCGAAGUUCUGGAGGAGUUUGAUUGGACGGCUUUCUCUGUGGUUACCACACGCCACCACGGCUAUGAGGACUUCCUGGCCAUGGUAGAAGGCAUGAUAGAUGGCUCCUUCAUCGGCUGGGAGAGAAAGAGCGUGGUGAUGCUCAACCUGACUGAUGACCCCGGAGGAGCUCGUACACGCAGGCUGCUGAAAGAGAAUGAAGCACAGGUGCGACUGCUAUAUUGCUCACAGGAAGAGGCGGAGCACAUUUUUAAGGCUGCAUGGGCAUCAGGGCAGGCUACUCCCUCACAUAUGUGGUUUGCGGUGGGCCCGGCUCUGUCUGGACUUGGUCUUGAGGGUCUUCCCAAGGCUCUGUUUGCUGUGCGACCCCAGGGAUGGAGGGAUGAGCCGCGACGGCGAAUUGCAAAGGGGGUGUCAGUAUUGACGCAUGGUGCUAUGGCUUUACGUAGAGAGUACAGCGGGGCUCGAGGGACAAGCUUUGCUGGGAACUGCGUGACGGAUGGAAAUCAAACACAGAGGGUACCGGAUAGAAUCAGGUUCUUCAGUAACAUAACUCUAUCUGGACGGGACUAUUCCUUUAAUAAUGACGGUUAUCUGGCAAAUCCGCUCCUGGAUGUUAUCUCCUACACUGCAGGAAGAGGCUGGGAGGAGGUAGGUUGGUGGGAAAAUGGUGUGCUGCGUCUGCGUUACCCGCCCUGGUCCCGUUACGGCCCAUUCCUCAAACCUCUGGAUGACUCCCAGCACUUGCGUGUGGUUACUCUGGAGGAGAGGCCGUUCGUCAUUGUAGAGCCUGCUGAUCCUGGAACAGGCUCCUGUAUCAGAGACUCUGUGCCGUGCCGUCUGCCGCUCAACAACAGCAUGGUUGUUGAGGGCAUUCAAUCCAUGAAGCACUGCUGCAAAGGCUUCUGUAUUGAUGUUCUCAAGCGCCUGGCUAAAAUAGUGGGCUUCAGCUAUGACCUCUAUCUGGUGACCAAUGGCAGGCAUGGAAAGAACAUAAACGGAGAGUGGAAUGGACUGGUCGGGGAGGUGGUGUCCAAGCGGGCCGACAUGGCGAUCGGCUCCCUGACUAUUAAUGAAGAGAGGUCAGAGGUUGUGGAGUUCUCCGUUCCUUUUGUGGAGACUGGCAUCAGUGUCAUGGUCUCUCGCAGCAAUGGCACGGUGUCACCAUCUGCUUUCCUCGAGCCGUACAGCCCAGCUGUGUGGGUGAUGAUGUUCGUCAUGUGCCUAUCGGUGGUAGCUGUGACCGUCUUCAUAUUCGAGUUCUUCAGCCCUGUUGGAUACAACCGAAGCUUACAGAGCGGGAAAAAGGCAGGAGGUUCAAAGUUCACCAUAGGGAAGUCUAUUUGGCUGCUGUGGGCUCUUGUGUUUAAUAACUCUGUUCCGGUGGAAAACCCGAGAGGCACCACCAGUAAGAUAAUGGUGCUGGUCUGGGCUUUCUUCGCUGUCAUCUUCCUGGCCAGCUACACCGCUAACCUGGCUGCUUUCAUGAUUCAAGAAGAGUACAUCGACACUGUGUCUGGCCUCAGUGAUAAGAAGUUUCAGCAUCCCACAGACCAGUAUCCUCCUUUGCGCUUUGGCACUGUCCCAAACGGAAGUACAGAGGAGAAUAUACGGAGCAAUUACCCCAACAUGCAUCAGUACAUGGUGCGGAACAAUCAGAGAGGAGUGGAAGAGGCCAUUGACAACCUUAAGACAGGGAAACUGGAUGCAUUCAUAUAUGAUGCGGCUGUCCUGAACUACAUGGCUCGUAAGGAUGAGGGCUGCAAAGUAAUGACCAUUGGCUCUGGCAAAGUGUUCGCUACAACAGGGUAUGGCAUUGCCUUACACAAAAACUCCCGCUGGAAGCGGCCACUAGACCUCGCCCUCCUGCAGCUAGUUGGAGAUGAUGAGAUUGACAUGCUUGAACGACUCUGGCUGUCUGGGAUCUGUCAUAAUGAUAAGAUUGAGGUCAUGAGUUCCAAACUGGACAUAGACAAUAUGGCAGGAGUCUUCUAUAUGCUUCUGGUUGCCAUGGGCCUAAGUCUGCUGGUGUUUGCAUGGGAGCAUCUUAUCUAUUGGAAGCUCCGCCACUGUUUGGGCCACUCUGGAGGACUGGACUUCCUUCUGGCUUUCAGUCGGGGAAUGUACAGCUGCUGCAAUUUUGAGGAUGAAACAGCUCCUGGAGGUUCCCAAAGCACACUUCCUCAAUAUCAUCAUGUUUCCACAGUUCCUCCUCCUCCACCGCCUCAUGUGAUCUCUACAGCCGUGGCCAAUCCUCCCAUCGCUAUGGCACAACAACAACAACAGCAGCAACAACAGAAGCAACACCACCAGCAGCCACCAAUAUACAGUGCUCUUCUGCCAGGCUCCCCUCCUUCAGUUGGACAUUCUGGAAUGGCUCUAGGCCCGUCAAACAGUCCCAUUCUUGGAGCACCCAUGCCUUGCUCUACAUUCCUACCACGGCAUGAUCGUCGAUUAGCUGUGGUGGAUCGGUGGACACGUCCAAAGGUUGGUCCUGAGAAGCUUGGUUGUGUGAGCAGUGGGAUAACAAACUUAACACAAUUCGAAGGCAUGCCCCCUCACUGGGGUGCAGAAAUAAGUUUAGGAGAGGGGGGUCUGGAUGAGUACAAGAGAUACUAUGGGCCAAUUGAUCCAGAAGGCUUAGGGGUCUCUGCUGAACCUCAAAACGUAGUCACCCAAACUCCAAAAACAAAGCAUCGAGGGAUGAAAUCUUCUGGAAACCCACGGUUACCUCCUAAAGGUCAAACCUCUGGACACUUACAAAUUAACCAUGCUUUACCACAUCCCUCUCCACCUCAGCAAUCUAUUUGGAGGAGAAGCAGCUUCUCAAAAAGGAAGGGUUCAGGUGGGCCACUGUACGAAAACAUCCUUCCACUCGGAAGGAGAUGUGGUGGGAGAUAUGGAAUGAGAGAUGCUGGUGGAAGAAGAGGACGUCGUCCUCCUCCCCUUCCUCUGCCUAUACCUGUGCCACUCUCUUCCCCAACACAGACUCCACCCUCACCUUCUCCAUCUAUAUGCUAUUCAUCCACUUCGUCCAGCAGCUCCAGUACCUCCAGUUCAUCCUCUUCUUCAGAAUCAGUCUCCAGAUCCAAUUCUCCUUCAUCUUCAUCUUCGUACACAUCAUCCCAGAGCUUUAGAUACAGAGCAGAUGAACGAGAUGUGUAUGAGGACUUUGACACAGAUGAGCUUACGGAGGAGUCGAGCUUGCUUUUGGGGAGGAGAAAAAGUCGUUCACGUAUGUCUUCUCGUUCCCUGCCCAGCAGUCCUCCACCACCACCUAUACCACCCCGCAAACCUUGCGGACAGAGGGCACAGGUGAGAGACAGAGCAGGAAGCCAGAUUGCACAGCUUCAAGAGUGGUGGGCCUCUUGGGGAGAGAAAGAAAAGGCUAGAAGAGCAGCUGGAGAUAGAGAUGUUAAGGAGGAGAAACGACAACAUAAAGAAAGGGAAAGAGAGAGAAAGAGGAGGAAGAAGGGUAGAAAGAAAAAGAAGAGAGAAGAGCGUGAAAGAGAAAGGGAGCGUAAAAGACGUAAGGUGAAAAAGAAAAAGAAAAAAGAGGAGAAAUCAAGAAGAAGGGAGAGGGGAAAACGAUCUGAACAAGAGGAGGUAGAUAUGGACAGGAAAGAUGUCUUUGAAAAAGGCAUAGGACAGGAAUACACUUCUUAUCCUGCUCUGAGGCGAAGCUCUUUUCGAAAAAAGAGCGAAAGCUCUACAAGGAGUUAUGAGUGGGAUAAUAUCAGAGAUGGAGUUAAGAGAGAUAGGGAUGAUCAAGGUGGAGAAGAUGACGAAGGCAACAGAGUAAAGGAAAGGCAUCAGAGAAGCCCAAAAUCACAACGCCACUCCAGGCCAAGGUCCAACAACAAGCAUUUUUCUAGCUCAAACAAACCUUCUUCAACCGUCAAAUUUUGGAGUAGUGGGAACCCAACUUCUGAUUCGCCAUCGUCUUUUGUACCCUUGCUUCCCAUAUCUAAAAGACGAAAGUCUGUAGGAGCUGAAAGAGAUGAGCAAGGAAGAGGUGGAGAAAGUCGGCCCCUUUUGGGAAAAAACAAGAGAGUUAAGCCUUGCUCAAGAGAAGGCCUGUCAUUUCACGAAUGGGAGUCAGAGGAAGAAGAAGAUGAGGAAUCUGAAGUGGAAAGAAGCAGGCCAGAAGAACAGGGGCGACGACGAGAAAGCAGAGGAAUGGACUCUGAAUCUGAAAGGGACAGAGAAAAAACUGUUGAGAUAUACACAGAUGAUGAGGGUUCCUCAGGAGAGUUUGGUAAGUUUGAGAGAUAUUGGGAGGGUCACGAAGGAAGGGCAGUUGGAGGCAUUGGAGGAGGAGGAUGGUUCUUUGGCACCUACCCUUCCAGAGAAAGAGGAGGCAGUAUAAACAGUAGAGAUGACUCCUUUUUGGGAUGGGGUGGUGGAGAAAGUGUCCUGGGUUUCAGAGUGGGAACAGGGUGGGGAUCAGGAGGCUUAGGUUCAAACAAGUGGCCUCCAACUUCAUUGACUCCGCCACCUCCUCGAAAAUACUGGUCUGUUGAUAAAUUACCAGUGAAAACUGAAAAGAAAUCUAAAAGCAGAUCUCAAGAGAAGGGCCGCACUCACACAUCCUGUUCCUGCCAGUCACCCCAUCACUCUGCCAGCACUCACUCCAAAUGGAAUCGGGUGACUUCAAGGAGUCAGGAGGAGCUUCUCCCCCACUGCCACAGUUUCAGCAGCAGCGUAAGACCCAAACGGCAAUCAUCCAAAACGGAUCGGGCUCAGAGCCAGGCAAAAUCUGGAAGCCAAUCCAAUCUCAGUGCACAAAGACCACAGCGCUCAGACCGGUCCCGACAACCACCAUCCCCUCCUCAGAGUCUACCGCCAUCUUUACCACCACCAAUGGUCCCUGCACUCCCAGCCCCACCCUCUUCCUCUCACCAUAUACAUAUACCUCCACCUACCUCCUCUUCAUCAGUUUCCUCCCCUUCGGUUGUCUCAUCUACUCCUGGUGCCCCACAGCCCUCCUCUUUGUCCUCCUCUAGUGCUAAGCUCCAGUAUCAGAAACUGCGAUCAGUUCCCCAACCCCAAAGGUAUCAAUCCCCACAUCUUCCCCUCAAAACCAAAAGCCUGUGCUCUCGUCGAGGCUCUGCCCACUUUUCCAGUGUGGAGAGCGAGGUCUAAGGAACAUAAUUAAAUGAGGAACAUCAGCAAGUAGCCCUUAGGGGCGAUCAAAUCACCUGCUCAUGCCACAAACAGUUAACUGUUCAUAGCAGUCGAGAUGGGUUGUUUUCGCUGGCAGCCGUCUUUUGCACAAAGCUCUAAUGCUCAGAGACAAACCUGGAUUAGGAUGACACAUAAAUUGUAGCCCUUUCUCUUUACUUGUGUAAGAAUGGAAUACUGCCAUGCUGACAAAUCUUGUUGUUAGUGAGGCUGUUUGUAUAGGAUUGGCUUUGCUUUUCUUACUUCUUUGGGGCUUUAAGGUGGAGCGUCAAUAAUGUGGGUAAAUGUGAUUUUUUUUCUUGGAGUGUUUUGCUGCUUGAUGGCUCAGGAACGGUUUUUCGAAGGGAGAUCGUGAGGUCAAAAUACGAAGCCCUAACGCAACACACCCAUCACUUUUUUUUUCUCUCCUGCUCUCGGAGCUCUGAAUCACAAUGUAAUUGUUGUGUAUAUUUGUUCAAAAUAUCUCAAGGGACGCACUCACAAAGGAAAGUAGCAAACCAUUUUUCUUGACCUCCACCUUCCGCAAACUGAUAUCUUGCAUUCUGUGUUGUUGUCAGUGUUUGUAUUCCUAGCAACAGGGUAAGUUAGCCAUGACCGAUCACAUAUUGGCUUACUGAAGCUGAAUGCCAAACUAAAAGUGGAGCUGAUGUACAGUCCUAUUCUAUUGAAAUCAUUUCACAGGUCCUCAUGUUUCAUUCUCGUCCCUUGAGCAAUACAUAAUUAACUACAAACAACAUACAAUACAUAUAUUUUAUAUUUAAAGUUAUUUUAUUAUAUAUAUUAUAUAUGUUUUGUGAUCUGGUUCAAAACAGUUGUGUUGAGUUAUUAAAAUAAUAUAAACACUGUGCUGUAUUACUGAAGGGCACAUGCAAUGUUUCAACUACCUAUAAUCGGUGGCAAACCCUCCCCUCUCGACUGAAUGUACAUGUUGCCAUGACAACACAGUGUGCUGCAACCAAGACACUUUUAAGAUCUUAGCUUUCUCGGGGGAGACCUUCUCAUCAGAGCCAGUUAGGGUAACUUUGAAUGCUAAUUUUGAGAGUGCCAGGAUGACAGGGCUAGCCAUACUGCAGCACUGUACUCGCUAACCGAGAUGUCAGUGAGUGAUGAAAGACAUGUCAUCAUUCAGAGAGCGAUAAGCGAAGUAGAGCACUGUUUACAGUUUAACACUGUGUUUUUACACCUUUUUUACAAGCUGCUCUGCUCUGCCAUUUAUUAGCUUCAGACACAAUACUCAUAUUCUCUUAGCAAUUUUGCUUAAGCUGUACAAGUAGUAGCAACAAUAAUCUGGUCAAAUGAGAGCAAAAUAGAGUUGCAGUUUUAUGCUUUUACUAGACAUAUCUGUUAAAUAAAAAAGAAAAAAAGAAAGAAAGCCAGAUCAAGUUUUACUUUGAGGAACUGUGAGGAAAAGACUGAUUAGAUCUUUUGUUUAAUUUAGCUUUCACCAUUAGCCAAAAGCUAGCAUCUUUAUAGUGAUCGCUAUAAUUAACUGUGAAUAUUGCUAAGGGCAAUGCGUGUUGGCAGCAGGUCUGAGUCAACUAUGUUUCAUUUUAUUUAUUUUGUUUAUACACUAUUUAAAAUGCGCUAUCUUUCAGAGUUUCUUAUUUUUCAUAUUACUGGAUUUUGUAAUUUUGUUGUCUUGACAAAGCUAUAGCAUACUAUAACUGCAAAAAUUCCCAACACCUUUCUGAAGUAAUCGGACUAUGUUCGUGCUACAUCCAUCCAAUCCUUCAGGCUGUUCUAACCAGUGCUGGGGGUAAAACAUUGCAAGUAAUGCAAGUUAUGUAAUCAGAUUACUUUAAAAAGAAAUCUGAGUUUUCUGAGUUUUCAAAAAAAAGAAAGAAAUCCCAGCCCAGGUGAUAAAACGUAUUUCAAAAGUACUUUAUAACUACAUGAUCAAAUUUUGCAAUGCAUUAUUUUAAAAAGUAACUUUCCCCCAACACUAGUUCUGACUUUGGUAUGUUUUAUGUUUUUCUGAUUAAUCUGGUUUGCUAUUUCCCCCCCACAGAAUAUUCCAAAAAAUUACCAAAAUUAAAUGAGUAUAUCCUCUAUGUAUAGAUCUUUUAAGCUUUCAAACUGAAGUUUAUUUGAAACUUUCAGGCAGGGCUUUGUCAAGCCAGCAGCAAAGUUUGACUAAUUGAAAUUUGGUUUGAAGCACUGUAUGUUAUUGUUUACAUAUGAAUUUGUUUAAGUGCAUAUUUGACACAGAACCACGCACAGUCCAACAGGCUAAUUGUUUUUGUGUGUGUGUGUGUGCUUGUAACUGCAUCUGAGCCAUAUUAAGCUUAUUUGUUGUAUGCUAAGCUUUUUACAAGUAGUACCAAUUAACUGGGGUAUAUUUUGUUGUCAAUGGGCUAAAUAGUAAUGUCAAGAGACUUUGGAGUCCUGGAAACAUAAAGGGUGAUGAUUUUUAUUUUUUUUAAACACUGAUGACUUCUGUUUGGUGAAAUCGGAAGGACAGUAAAACAAAUCUUGUCAGUUCUGACCAGAAUCAUAACAAACUGCCUCACUGUCACAGCGUAAUUUGAGAUUAACAUUUAGAAUAUUUGGCAGCUUAUGUAUGUAUAUCCUUUUGACUCCAACUCUGUUGUGUAAAACGUGUCUGGAUUACUUUAUAUAUAGAUGUACCUCAUAUAUGUGUUUGUGACGUUUAGAUAGCAAUAGAGAAAUAGCUGUUCAGCAAAGCAGUAUAGCUGAAGAUGAGCAUUGUUUUUAAACAUUUCUCCCGGCAGACUUGAUAAUUAAGAUGUUUCAUGUAUUAGCUGUGAAAAAUAAUUUGGAAUUCUCUUUCCAUUCCAUUGUGCACAUUAAAGUCAGCAGACAGCUUUGAUAAAACAUUUGGGCUGAAACAUCAAGGACCUUAAGAUAAUGUAUUUUGUCUGUUCGUUUUCAAAUGAUAAAAUAUCAGGCAUAUUGCACAAGUUUUAGUAGGAACCGCCGCCACCAAGAAUCUUAAAAUGGCCUUUCUCUAGACAUGUGUCUUGUGUUGAUAGUGUCUUUGACGGUAAAUGUUCUGUUUGUUCGUUCGUUUAUUUGUUUAUUACUCUAAGAAUAAGUCUCUUAUAGGAGCAGCAGCAUAUAAAUAUUUACAUAUAGAUAUAAAUGAUAUAUUGCAACAAAUA